Myxocyprinus asiaticus (Chinese sucker) is the source of this 1506-nucleotide messenger RNA. RefSeq names its product protein (peptidylprolyl cis/trans isomerase) NIMA-interacting, 4 (parvulin) (gene pin4). The record is from RefSeq and is a predicted model, not a curated record. Lineage: Eukaryota; Metazoa; Chordata; Actinopteri; Cypriniformes; Catostomidae. Gene Ontology annotation, molecular function: peptidyl-prolyl cis-trans isomerase activity; DNA binding. Gene Ontology annotation, biological process: rRNA processing. The transcript is spliced from 4 exons.
CUGCAUUUUUAGGCACGACCGGAGACAGUUUAGCAGAGACGGCUCACUUGUAUUAAAAUGAACAGGAGAACGAAUGUAGCAAAGGAAGUCCCGCCUCACCUUUUACAUACAGAUGUCGCCUGUCAAUUAACUCGAUAACGCGCAUGCGUAAGAGCUGAACCAGCCUGAAAAAUUGCAUUUUUAGCGUGAUCUGAGCUGAAGAAGCACAAUUUAUGGAACUACUGUUGUUAUAUUUUACUGAUGACAUUUUAAAUAUUUUCUUCGUAAUCUUGGCCAAAAGCUUUGGAGAUUUUGAUCUUUCCCCAUUCAAGCAGACUUGUACUUUUAUGCCUCUUGUUUAUGCCUGCCCGGGAGUGUUGCAAAGAUGGCCGCCGAGUGGACUGACUUGCCUUUUUAUAGCUACUUUGGCCUGACCCCCUGGGUUCUUUAGAUUGUUCAAGAGCAUCUUAGCUUGUCAUAUUUGUGCAAAAGUUCCGUCGUUGACAAUCCUGUCGAUAUAAUUUGCAGUUAUAAUUGUUUACAUUUUACUAUUAACAUAAAAAGAUGCAGUUGACAUAAAAAAAUAUAUAACCCAUCUUCUGGCCGUCACCAUAAAUCAAAUUUGAUUAUCACUAAAGUGAAAAGCGUUCAUGCCUCUUCAGUGUAUUCAAGCGCGUCCUUUCCACUCAUAUUUGCGCAAAGCUAUAAUUGUACAUGAUCUGUAUCAUUUCUUUGCAUCUGCUUCGAUUAUUGCACCUGCAUGCGUCUUUAUCACGUAGUGUUAACUGAAAUAACUGAUUGUUGAAAUGUGUUGCUGAAAUAAAGCGGUGGGAUUUUCAGGUUAAACACGUGGGAAUCUGUGUGUGUGUGUGUGAGAGAGAGAGAGAGAGAGAGAGAAUCUCGUGUGUGCUAGUUAGCCAACAAUCAAGAGGAAACAUAUCCUACAAGAGAAGAUAGAAAAUGCCACCUAAAGGAAAGGGUGGCAAAGGCGCUAAAUGAGGGGCUGCUGCCUCAGGCAGUGGGGACAGUGAUAAGAAGGAGAAGGCUCAGAAAGGAGGUACAGCAGUAAAGGUUCGGCAUAUUCUCUGUGAAAAGCAUGGCAAGUGUAUGGAGGCAAUGGAGAAACUCAAGGCUGGCAUGCGCUUCAGUGAGGUUGCAACACAAUACAGUGAGGACAAAGCCAGACAAGGAGGUGACCUUGGCUGGAUGACAAGAGGAUCAAUGGUGGGACCAUUUCAGGAUGCAGCGUUUGCAUUACCUGUCAGCACUAUGGACAAACCUGUAUACACGGAUCCUCCUGUGAAAACAAAGUUUGGCUACCAUAUCAUUAUGGUUGAAGGCAAAAAGUGAUCUCUCUUAAAUGGACUAAACAGCUUGAUGUUGUGUUACAAUGCCAUUUGAAUAAACCCUACCACAACACAGUGCAUAUUGCAUUUUCAAUAUAGUCUGCAGUCCUGGAAGUUCUCAGAACUUUUUUUUUAUCAUCUUGUAAAUAUCAGCCAAUAAAAUUUCUCUCUCUUUGGUGAA